Molecule: messenger RNA, 2533 nt
Organism: Xyrauchen texanus (razorback sucker)
Lineage: Eukaryota; Metazoa; Chordata; Actinopteri; Cypriniformes; Catostomidae
Gene: fbxw11a
Product: F-box and WD repeat domain containing 11a
Molecular function (GO): protein dimerization activity
Source: RefSeq, a predicted model, not a curated record
GGACCGUGACUCCUAUGGACUCGAUCAGAACAACAAUAAUAUGGAUCCGGACAUGGAGGACAAAACCCUGGAGCUGAUGAACAUGACCGUGAUGGAGCCACAGAAUCACUCAGAUGAUGUCUCGGCAAUGAAAACAACAGUAUUGAAGUUGGGGAACGGUUCAGUGCCGGGUUCGAGGAAGAGGUCGUCUCAGGGGAACUUCGAGAAGGAGAAGGAUCUGUGUAUCCAGGUGUUUGAUCAGUGGUCUGAAUCUGAUCAGGUGGAGUUUGUGGAACAUCUGAUCUCACGCAUGUGCCAUUACCAACACGGCCAUAUAAACUCUUACCUUAAACCCAUGUUACAGAGAGACUUCAUCACCGCGCUGCCAGCUCAGGGUCUGGAUCACAUAGCGGAGAACAUCCUCUCGUUUCUGGACGCUCGCUCUCUGUGCUCCGCGGAGCUCGUGUGCCGGGAUUGGCAGCGCGUCAUUUCAGACGGAAUGCUCUGGAAGAAACUCAUCGAGAGGAUGGUGCGCACGGAUCCGCUUUGGAAAGGACUGUCGGAGCGACAUCAGUGGGAGAACUAUUUAUUUAAGAACCGAACAAACGAGGUUCCGCCCAAUUCAUACUAUCGUUCGCUCUAUCCCAAAAUUAUACAGGACAUCGAGACGAUUGAAGCGAACUGGCGUUGCGGCCGUCACAAUCUUCAGCGGAUUCAGUGUCGAUCCGAGAACAGUAAAGGAGUUUACUGCCUUCAGUACGACGAUGAGAAGAUCAUCAGCGGCCUGCGAGACAACUCCAUCAAAAUCUGGGAUAAGCAGUCUCUGGACUGUUUGAAGGUUCUGACGGGACACACCGGAUCAGUUCUGUGUCUGCAGUAUGAUGAGAGAGUCAUAGUGACGGGAUCUUCUGAUUCUACUGUCAGGGUAUGGGAUGUUGGUUCUGGAGAUGUUCUAAACACUCUGAUCCAUCAUAACGAGGCGGUUCUGCACCUGCGGUUCUGUAACGGGCUGAUGGUCACAUGUUCUAAAGAUCGCUCCAUUGCCGUGUGGGACAUGGCGUCUGCUACCGACAUCAGUUUGCGGCGUGUGCUCGUGGGUCACCGCGCCGUUAACGUGGUUGACUUUGAUGACAAAUACAUCGUGUCUGCAUCUGGAGACAGAACCAUUAAAGUGUGGAGCACCAGCACGUGCGAGUUUGUGCGGACUCUGAACGGUCAUAAGCGUGGCAUCGCAUGUCUGCAGUACAGAGACCGACUCGUAGUUAGCGGCUCUUCGGACAACACUAUCAGACUGUGGGACAUUGAGUGUGGUGCGUGUCUGCGUGUGUUGGAGGGUCAUGAGGAGCUCGUGCGCUGCAUCAGAUUUGAUAACAAGCGGAUUGUGAGCGGAGCGUAUGAUGGGAAAAUUAAAGUUUGGGAUUUACAGGCUGCUUUGGAUCCUCGAGCCCCUGCCAGUACAUUAUGUCUGCGUACACUUGUGGAGCAUUCUGGGCGAGUGUUCCGGCUGCAGUUUGAUGAGUUCCAGAUUAUUAGCAGUUCCCAUGACGACACAAUCCUUAUAUGGGACUUCCUGAAUGACUCCACCAAUGGACAGUCAGAGGGUCAGUCGCCCUCACGGACCUACACUUACAUCUCAAGAUAGCAGGUGCCUCAUCGAUGUGCCAAUGCGUCUUGGGCGAGCCGAGAGCUGGUUGGUUGUUGGCUGUCCCCGUCACAGAAUCUGCCUCUUCUUUCUGUCUGGCUAAAAAGAUCAAAAACACAAACCAACACAUAUUCCUGCUUUUGCCAAACACAAAACACACGUUUGAUUAUUAAAUAUACCCUCUGCAUUAAACGUCCCAAACACUCGGAAGAUACAGAACUCUUCCAAAAUACAAAACACUGUCCCAGAGCAACUUUAGCACCGUUCCUAGUGGAUCAAUGACACACACACACACACACACACAGAUGUUUAAUAGCUUCAAACUGUAUCCAUCAUUGCUGCUCAGAUGACCCCAACAUCACGUCAUACUCAUAAGCUCUGCACUAAUAACUCGUAUAAACAGACAGAAAUCAGCCAGAAAAUACUUCAUGGACUGCUGUGUGAGAAACAGAGACUCAUUCAAUCUGCAGGAGGUAAACAUGAAAGAAACUGAUGCAGACAGGAUCGAGAACAGAUUCAUGAAUGCCGUAUAUCGCUUUUCUCUCCACCCGCCCCCGUUUUCCCGCCACACCUCUCUUCAGGAUCCGGGGCGCACUCGUUUGUCAGGACGACAAUGUGGAGCGACGGUUUCUGCAUGCGUACGAGGUUCAGCUGCGGGACCGUCUGCUCAUGCCUCUACAUUAUGUCUCGCCUUUAUUGUUUUUUUUAAUCAAAUUUGGUUCUUCAUCUCUUUAGUAUGGUUGUGCUAGGCAUUGUUAGUCUUCGUCUCUCUCAAUGUCUGGUGUCUUUCUUUUCGCCCGCUUGCUCAUCGAGGGCCGUGUGUAGUUGUAAACAGAACUGUCUUUGUCGAAAUGUGUUGUACAUGAAAAAGAGUUUUUUUAAGAAAUAUUGUGAAUAAAGUACUUGACCAUG